Messenger RNA from Phascolarctos cinereus (koala), 3287 nucleotides. RefSeq names its product armadillo like helical domain containing 4 (gene ARMH4). The record is from RefSeq and is a predicted model, not a curated record. NCBI's taxonomy places the organism in Eukaryota, Metazoa, Chordata, Mammalia, Diprotodontia, Phascolarctidae.
GGCACAGCGGAGCUGGGGCGGGUCCAUCGUCCCCCCAGCCCAAUCCCCAGCCGAGAACGAGGCCUUAUGAAUAAGCAACCAACCGAGGCGCCCUCCUCCCAAUGUCCUAGCGGUGGAGGCAGCCGAGUAAGCAGCAGCAGAAGCAGAAAGCAGCGGCCGCCGCCACCGCCGCAGGCGCCGAGAUAGAAUGCCUCGCCUUGGCAGCCUUGGCACCGCUUCCUUCCUCUGCGCGCUGCCCCCCUAAAGGGCGCAGAGCUCAGGAUUCAGUUACUGGAAUCGCCAACAUUGCUAACUUAUACUCACAUUUCUCUUCCACUAUGAGCAGACCAAUAGAACUUCAUAUUUGCAUGGCUCUCGUUAACAUCCUGCUUCUAUCUGUCUCACAAUGUCUGACUUUCCCCAAAAUGGGAAGGAGGGAGAUAGCACAUAUUGAAGGUCAAACUGAGAGACAGAAUAUAGAUGACCUUGAAAAACCCGGACCUUCAAAGCAAACAGCUCAAAUGGCACUAAUAGAAGAUUCAAAUAUAGUUUUAACAGAACUAUCUGGAACGUCAUUGAAUAAGGGGUUCACUAUUAUAGAAGAAACGCAGCUCACUGGAAUCAGCAAUGUGUUCACACGUAGUCAGAGCACUGAUGAUGUGUACACCCCUACCGAGUCAAUGGCUUCUUCAGAUGAAGGAGGGUUUAAUCCUACCCAACACAAUGAAGACUUAUCUGAAAGUAGGUUAACCGCAGCUGUUACUACAGUAGUCUCCCUGAAUAGCAAUGUGAAAGCUGAUGUUUUUAGCAGUUCCAGUAGCGGGCCCCCUGUUGAAAAAGCCACAGAAGCAAGGCAAGGUUUUCCAAGGCCUCUGGAAGAUCAAUUCUUAGAGACAGGAAGCAAGGCAGAUGACAGUCUGGAACAUUCAAUGACAACCCAGUUGAACACUGAAGAAAUGUUAACUACUAACCCACGAACUGGAAACUCGGAAAUAACCAUUGAACGUACAACGAUGGCUUCUUCUGUGACAAAUCCCACCGCAGAGAUUGGAACUGGUGUCCUCACUUCAAGUACAGAGAGUCCCUCACAGCUGACAGCUUAUCAAGCUCAGGCCACUGUCACCGAACACCUGCUUGACUCCUCAGACUUCCCAAGCAUUGAGUCAGAAACUGACAGUAUGCCAGGAGGUGUGGCAACGGCUGCCAGUGCUCCAACAGCAGCUUUAGGUAUUCCAGCUGUCUCAGCCCUGAAUGAGGACUGGGAUGAUACCAAAUUAACAAGUGCAAGCCGAAUAGGUGUCUCAGAGCCUAGAGGUAGUGCAGGGACCAUUCACGUGGAAGCCAAAGCUCCUCAAACACUACAGCCAGACAUUGAUGAUGUGAAAGGAGGGGAGCUCUUGACAGAUUUUGCAGAUGUCGUUUUGGGACAAGUUGGAGAGAGAACACAUCAUGGGGCAUCUCCAGUGAUGCUGCAUGUGGAAGAAAAAUCUGUUGCCUUCACUGAUCAAGGUUCCUUCCAGUUUAUGAAUCCUAAAGAAGACACCAAAGUGACAACUAUAAGCUUAUUCCAGAAUACAAGACACCCUAAACUAGAUGGUGGAGAGUAUGAUGCCUUAUUUUUUCCAGUGACUACAGUUCCCAUCACAGAUUCUCAAUCUGAAGCAUACUACCCUCUGGGAAAUACAUUAACAGACAGUAUACUUCAAGAGAUGAUGCCUAGUCAAGAUGAAGGAGUCACUUUAUCGUCCGUUACACCAGAGCAGGAUUCUACCCCAGAGAUCAGCAGAAAAUCUGGUGAGCCUGAGAAAAGAAAUAAGAGCCCAUCUCCCAUCACAGUAAUUUCUAUUGUGACUCAGCUACCAAGAGAGUCUGAAUAUUUGGCAUCUACUGUCUCAGCGACUGCUGUGCCUUUGUCCCUGGCGGUUACUCCAGCCUUAACCGUCGCCAACUCAAAAGAAGAGACAUUACCUCCAGCCUUUGACCCUUCCGUGACCCUUCCAGGAAUGAUGGAGGAGACGAUGGAUAUUUCCCUGACAUCUGCUUCUGUAACUUCCACCAUAAGAACCGUUCCAUCGAUAAGACACAUUAGUACUUCUGUGACAUAUGACCUGGAACAGAUGGAAUCACAAGAGGGAGAGGAAGAUGAGGAUGAAGAAGUGGAGGAGGAGGAGGAAGAAGAAGAAGAGGAAGAUAAAGACGAAGACUCCUUGGAUGAAAGCAUGGAGGGUGACACUGAGCUGCCUGGGUUUACUCUCCCUGGUAUUACUUCCCAGGAACCCAGGUUAAACAGGGGAAACUUGGAACCAUUGGAAGGAGUAUCAUAUCAGGUUCCAGAUGCUAUUGAAUGGGAACAGCAGAAUCAAGGCCUUGUGAGAAGUUGGAUGGAAAAACUAAAAGACAAGGCAGGAUACAUGUCGGGAAUGUUGGUGCCUGUGGGGGUUGGGAUAGCUGGAGCCCUAUUCAUCCUGGGAGCACUGUACAGUAUCAAGAUUAUGAAUCGCCGAAGGCGAAAUGGAUUCAAAAGGCAUAAAAGGAAGCAGAGAGAAUUUAACAGUAUGCAAGAUCGAGUGAUGCUCCUAGCUGACAGUUCUGAAGAUGAAUUUUGAAUUCAACGACAGUUCUAUUGUGAUAGCUAAUGAUAUUAUUAUUUCAUUUUUACUUUUGGGCAAAAAAAGACAUCCUGCUGCAUUACUGCUAUCAGGCUCUCUAGCCCUCUGUCCACUGGAUAGUGAGUUUUCUUCUCAACGGGCAAAACAGGCAUGCUGUGUACUAAAUGUAACAUGUGACGAUGUUUGUUUUUAUGCAGUUGUGAAUUUCCCCUUCCAUACACUGUGUCUCAUAAAUAUGCAGUGUGCCUAUUAUACAGUAGGAAUGGAUAGGAUAAAAUUUUGGUUUUUUAUCAGUGUCUUUUUCUUGUUUUAGAUUAACUGCACAAAUCCCAACUAUUAUUGUAACUGAGGCGUGCUGAAUUUUGGAAUAGAAAUCUUAAUAAGCAAUCACUUGUGAUGAUCUCUAUCCAUCUUCUUACCUUGAAGUAAUCAAAUGCCAUCAAAUGUAGCUGUAAUUUGGAAUGAAUCAAAUCUUUUUCAUUGAGGAGAUUUGUCAGUACAGCAUGAUUACGUAUGAAAUUAUGGAGAUGUUGCAUUAUGUGCCUCAGGCUUCCUGUUCUGUUCUUUCAUGCUCCUUUUAGUUCAUUUUUUUUUUUUUGGCAAGUAGAAUCAUGGAGGAACAAUAAUAGAGCAAAUUGAUUCACUGUCUAAAUGUACUGAAUGUUUUCUUUAGCAGCACAAUAUAUUUUAACAAACAUA